GGCGAGAUUAUUGUAUGCGCGUUAUGGCCCUGAGGUUCUGGUGUUGAAUCCGAUGAGUCCGCCGGGUGAAAUCGAUGCGGAGAGGGAUGCGAUGAUUUUUGCUCUCGUGGGGAUUGCGGGGUGGCAUGUUUUGCAUUUGGUGGGGUUGGGGGUGAUUACUUCGAAGGUGGUGUUUGGAGGAAAUGGAAGUGGAAGUGGAGCAGCAGCAGCAGCAGCACGUUGGUGGAGAAAUAUCGCAAUCAUGAUGAGUUUGGGAUUGUUUGUGGCGGAAAUGUACAUGGUGGUCAUGUAUGACGACACGCCCAAUCAGAGAAGUGUACGAGUUUCGGAUGUGGAUUUUUUGUAUUGGAAAUUACGCGUAUAUCGCGGUGUGGCCAUGGCAGUGGUAGAUGCGGUUUUGGGCGUGGGGAUGUGGUUGGAAGCUACGGGGCGGGUGUCGUUGAUGAAUGCUGCCGCGCCGUCUUCGAGUGAGCGCGUUUUGGAUUUUGCGCAGCGGUUGGAGGGUGUGUUGGUUAAAGCGAGAGGGGUCGGUGUGAUUCGGAAUGGAAGUGUGAGGGAUAGGGAGAUGAGGAGGGUGGUGGAUGAUUAUUGGUUGAAAGAGGAUGAAGUUAUGAAGGAUGUCAUGGAACAGCCGGAGGUACUUGAGGCGCAGAGGAAUGCUUUGAGGAGACUGGAUCCAUUGGCUGCGGCGAGAGAUGCGGAGCGGUUUUUGGAAUAUGUUCUGGGAAUGUCGUCGUCGUCGUCGUCGUCUACGCAGCCGGCAGCUACUUCUUGAAACUCCUACCGAAAUCCUGAGAAGAGAGGAGAUUCUCCAUCUAGGACGGUUCACUCAACAAGUAGUCCAUCGUUGAUCCAGUCCCCGACAAAGUCAUUUUGCAAAAUACAUUGGAUUCCACAGAACAAGACAAAAGACAAGACACAAAUCCAUUACCCGACAGGUCCAAUACCUAAGUGAUGUUCCAUUUCAUUUCUAGGACAAUGCAAAAGACAUAGAUAACAUCCCAUUCGG
Molecule: messenger RNA, 1009 nt
Organism: Sphaerulina musiva SO2202
Lineage: Eukaryota; Fungi; Ascomycota; Dothideomycetes; Mycosphaerellales; Mycosphaerellaceae
Exons: 1
Coding region: 53-775 (240 amino acids)
Source: RefSeq, a predicted model, not a curated record